This is a messenger RNA of Helianthus annuus (common sunflower), 696 nucleotides long. RefSeq lists its product as uncharacterized. The transcript has a single exon. NCBI's taxonomy places the organism in Eukaryota, Viridiplantae, Streptophyta, Magnoliopsida, Asterales, Asteraceae. Gene Ontology annotation, biological process: proteolysis. Bases 1 to 696 code for a protein of 231 amino acids. The record is from RefSeq and is a predicted model, not a curated record. Gene Ontology annotation, molecular function: aspartic-type endopeptidase activity.
AUGCCAAAAUACGCGAAAUUCUUGAAAGACCUUCUUAGGAACAAAGAGAAGUUAGGGGAUUUGUCGAAUGUCCCGUUGAAUGGAGGGUGUUCAGCCGUUGUUCUAAAUAAGCUUCCGGAAAAGCUUACCGAUGCCGCUAUUUUUAUUAUUCCUUGUCUAUUCGGUAGUAAUACCAAUACUAGAGCCUUAGCCGACCUAGGUGCUAGCAUCAAUUUGAUGCCCUUUUCUCUCUACGAGAAGCUAGACUUAGUCGAGCUUUCACCUACCCGAAUGACAUUAUCCCUAGCCGAUCGGUGUGUGAAAUACCCUAGGGGUAUAGUUGAGAAUUUGCUAGUUAAGGUAGACAAAUUUGUAUUUCCUGCCGAUUUCAUCAUUCUCGAUAUGGAAGCGGAUGAAAGAGUCCCUAUUAUACUUGGUCGUCCGUUCUUGCGUACCGCUAAAGCCCUUAUAGACGUUUAUGAUGGUAAGAUCACCCUUAGGGUCGGUGAGGAGAGAGUCACCUUUGAGGCAGAUCGUUCCAUGAACCACCCGAGUGGUUCCGAUGACUAUAGUGGUCCUUGCCAUUCCGUCUACUUCUUGAAUUCAUUCAUCUCGUGUGUCGACCAUUGUUUAGAGUAUAUUAGUGGUUCCGACUUAGUGGUAGGAGAGAAGGUAGAGGAAGAGUCGAAGUUGGUAGAUGAAGUCGAAGUUGACUAG